UUUGGCCGUUUCUAUCCAUGCAGCUGGGAUGCGAAAAUAGCAGAUGUGAAAGAGGACAGAAGGGGAGUUAUCAUUAGCACUCCCUUUUCUGAGCAGCUAGCUAGCUAACUAUUUAUGAAGGUUAGCUAGCUGCGCACCAGUCAACGAACAGCACCAGGCAAUAAUAUCAUCCAGAAAACAGCAUCGCUAGCAGUGUUUUAGUCUGACGUCGCAGAGGAAGCUUGAUAACGUGCGAGUCUGUCUCUCAAACUGCAGCUGUGUGCAGCGCCAUGUGGUGGUCGUGGCCCCUGCUCCCAGCCCUGGUGCUUUUCUCAGUGCUCUCAGUGGUCCGGGUACAGACAGCACCCUGCCAGACAUGUCGCAAACUCACUGACAGUUUCCUCCAGGGACUGGAGAGAACAGGCAAUAAGAACUUUGGGGGUGGUAACACUGCCUGGGAAGAGGAGAAGCUGGCUAAAUAUGAACGCAGUGAGACUCGGCUCCUGGAGAUUGUAGAGUCGGCCUGUGAGACUUCUGACUUUGACUGUAACCGAUUGCUGGAGCAGAUAGAGGACCAGGUGGAGACAUGGUGGUUUCACAGGCAGCAGGAGGCCCCAGACCUGUUUGAGUGGCUGUGUAUAGAGGAGCUCAGACUCUGCUGUCCACCGGGGCACUUUGGACCCCAAUGCGAAGAAUGUCAGUCUGGGCCACGAGGAGUGUGUGGAGGUCUGGGCCGCUGCGAGGGAGAGGGAACACGUCUUGGAGACGGUGACUGUGUCUGUGACCCCGGAUACUCGGGCCAGCUGUGUCAGAGCUGUGCCGACGGCUACUACAGGGAGAAGAGCUCCAAUCACAGCACACCCGGCUGUGCAGCAUGCUACCACUCAUGCAAGAAGUGUACCGGGCCUGAGGAUUACAAAUGUCUAGACUGCAAACCUGGAUGGAUCCUCCAUGACAACAAGUGUGUGGACACUGAUGAGUGUGGCACAGAACUGGCUCGCUGUCCCUCCAACACCUACUGCCACAACACAGAUGGAUCAUACGAAUGCAGAGGCUGUGACCAGGCAUGUGUGGGCUGUAUGGGCAGUGGAUCAGCCCGCUGUAAAAAGUGUGCCCGUGGAUACAAGCUCAAAGGAGCCAAGUGCCUAGACAUAGAUGAGUGUAGCGAGAGGGCCAUAGCAUGCCCAGGCCUGAAUGAAGCCUGUGUCAACGAGGAGGGCUCCUUCCACUGUGACUGUGCUGAUGGCUUCAUCCGCCGAGACAGCAUCUGUGUAGAGAACCAGCCACCGAGUGGUCCAGAUAAAGGUCUGUUUGAUGACAUGACAGAUGACGAGGUCCUGGUCCUACAGCAGAUGUUUUUUGGCGUGGUGAUCUGUGCCCUAGCAACACUCGCUGCCAAGGGCGACAUGGUGUUCACAGCCAUCUUCAUCGGGGGCGUGGCUGCAAUGGCCGGCUACUGGCUGACAGAGAAGGGCGACCGAAUGCUGGAUGGAUUUCUGAAGGGACGAUAGCCUAUCAGACGCCAUGGAUUCGGGAAGUAGAAGACACUUGGAAUGCAAGCCAAUGAACAGAUUCAGUGUGGGUGGAAUGGCUACAGCUUUACUGGCCAGUUAAGGAGGGGUUGGUUUUAAUGUUGGGUGUCAGAGAGAGGGGGGUAAGGAGAGGCGCAGUGGGGAGACAUUGCCCUUCAUAUGAUGGACAAUACAAAGAAGAUGACUAGAGAUAAUGGUUAAGAGUUAUUUAAAAUAGGACCAGGUACAAAAGCUAAAGACGCAGGAGCUAUUCAGAAAAUAUUGAAGACACAGACCAUGUGUGCACUGAUAAUAGAUCCAAACUUGAGCCCCUGACUUUGUCCUAGGAGAGCAAAUGGGGGCACAGGAGACUUCUACUGAUUGUUACUAAGUUAUUAUGCAUUUGUAUCUUACACUGGGCAAAAUGUUGCUCCAAUAUGAUGUCUAUUGCCUCCACACAAUCUAGACCGUGACCACUUAUCUUUGCAUCCUUGGUUUUUCCUGGAUGCUGUUCCUUUGACACAAAGGCUUUUGUGCAGCUGGGAGAAAGACAGGUGGCGCGCCCAACCCUGCUGCUAUAUGGAUGAAGAAGAUACUGCUGUCCAAUAUAGAAACACUGUUCAUUUUUUGUCUCCAUUAGGACUUUUGCACAGAACGACUCUGUAGGUAUGAAUGCAUGAAUAACAGAAACUGCAGCAGCUGAUGAUGUCCUGUAUGUAGGCUUCUUUCAGUUAUGCUCUGAUUGGCAUGAAAGUGUAUAGCUGCCUGAUGCCCCUCUUCUUAUUUACUGUUAGAUG
This is a messenger RNA of Hypomesus transpacificus, 2287 nucleotides long. RefSeq names its product protein disulfide isomerase Creld1 (gene creld1b). Lineage: Eukaryota; Metazoa; Chordata; Actinopteri; Osmeriformes; Osmeridae. The transcript has 11 exons. Gene Ontology annotation, molecular function: calcium ion binding. The coding region runs from base 270 to 1490 and encodes 406 amino acids. The record is from RefSeq and is a predicted model, not a curated record.